AUGACGGAGGAUUACCCCAGGGAGAUAGAGGAUUACCCCCUACCCCGGAGGUUCAAGAUCCCGAGCAUCGAGAUGUAUGACGCCUCCACUGACCCGGAAGACCACCUCUCGGUCUUCCUGACACACAUGCGACUGCAGACUUCUGCAGACGAGAUCCGCUGCAAGACUUUCCCUAUGUUCCUGAAGGGGAAAGCUCGGCUCUGGUUCCAAGGCUUGGCACCAGGGUCUAUCCGGAGUUUCCCCGAGCUGGCUAGGCAGAAGCCCGAUGAGUCGUUGAGGAACUUCAUGACCCGCUUCAACGCGGAGAGUUUGCAGGUCAGGGACAAAGAUGAAAAGGUGGUCAUGGCCGCCUUCACAAACGGGCUCAGGGUAGAGGAGCUCUUCUACGAGCCGGCCAAGAAGCCUCCUGUAAAUCUGGAGGAGCUCCUAACCCGGGCACACGCGGCCGCUAAUGCGGAGGAGGCAGGCCGUCUGAAGAAGAAAUCAGAUCGGGAGCUCGGAGAUCGGAAGGGUCGGACGAACCCCCAAGAGGGCAAGGACGUCCCGGCCAAGAAGACCGUCUUUGAUCGGCUCUCGAAGGAGAAGGCACCUGCUCCACCGCCACUCCCGGAGAAGAGCUACACCCCUCUGACACGGCCUAGAGCACAGAUCUUGGCUGUUAUGGAGGCGGAAGGGUUGAGAGAUCGGCCGCCAAAAAUGGGGACACCUCGGAACAAGAGGAACCAGGACCGGUACUGUGCUUUUCACCGUGACGUGAGACACGACACGGAGGGAUGCUGGGCCCUACGGAAGGAGAUCGAGGACUUGAUCCAGCGCGGUUUUCUGGGACGGUUCGUACGCCAUGGCAGGUCGGGCCAGGAGUCCGGGCGCCCUUACUAUGGAGACAGCCGUGAGGGACAGCGUCGUGACUGCCCGGAGCGGCGUGACGCUCCUCGGGGCCACUCUCCCGACCAGGACACCCAGAACUUGACGGGAGUGAUAAACACCAUCGCCGGAGGCCCCACGGGGGGGGACAGUCAUACAGCUCGGAAGAACAAGCGACCACCCCCCGAGGGGGACGACUCCUUGAAACGCUUGCGCAUGGACGACUUGACCGUCGGAGUGCCCUCGGGGACAACCCUCGGUCCCCCUCCUCUAGUUUGUUCCUGUUUGUCUUGCAGGCUUAGGACCAACUCUUCCAUCAGCACCCCGAGCUAG
This is a messenger RNA of Coffea arabica (coffee), 1197 nucleotides long. Lineage: Eukaryota; Viridiplantae; Streptophyta; Magnoliopsida; Gentianales; Rubiaceae. The record is from RefSeq and is a predicted model, not a curated record.